GUGCGCGGGGGCGCGCGCGCGCGAGCCCGGGAGGAGGCUCCCGAGCGAGUCGGUCCUGGCGGCGCAGCCCGCUCCCCCGCGCCCUAUGUGAGGGAAUCGGGGAGGCCAGCGGCGCGCAGGGGAGGGCGAGGCAUGUGCACGGGCCGGGGGCUGCUGCAGCCGCCCGAGGAAGAGGAGGACGGCGGCGGCGGCGGCGAGGAGGAGAGCGGGGGACUCGCGGCGGCGGGCCCGGGCCGCGGGGAUGCAGCGGACUCUGUGUGUCUGGCUGUAGCUGACGCGAGGCGGCGAGGAGGCGCCGGAGACCCGCGAAAGGGGCGACCGGGAGGCGGCGGCGGCCGGGAGAAGUAGCAGCAGGACGGGCGGCGGCGGCGGCGGCGGAGACAGCAGCCUUGAAAUGCAUUUUCUUCUCCAGCGGCCAUGUUAACCAGGAAACCUUCGGCCGCCGCUCCCGCCGCCUACCCGACCGGCCGAGGAGGGGACAGCGCCGUUCGUCAGCUUCAGGCUUCCCCGGGGCUCGGUGCGGGGGCUCCCCGGAGCGGAGUGGGGACCGGCCCGCCCUCCCCGAUCGGCCUGCCGCCUCUCCGGGCCAGCAACGCUGCCGCCGCAGCCCACACGAUUGGCGGCAGUAAGCACACAAUGAAUGAUCACUUACACGUCGGCAGCCACGGCCACGGACAGAUCCAGGUUCAGCAGCUGUUCGAGGAUAACAGUAACAAGCGGACAGUGCUCACGACACAACCCAAUGGGCUCACCACGGUGGGGAAGGCGGGCUUGCCGGUGGUGCCCGAGCGGCAGCUGGAGAGCAUCCACAGACGGCAGGGCAGCUCCACGUCUCUGAAGUCUAUGGAAGGCCUGGGGAAGGCGAAAGCCACCCCCCUGACCCCUGAACAAGCAAUGAAGCAAUACAUGCAAAAACUAACCACCUUCGAGCACCAUGAGAUUUUCAGCUACCCCGAAAUCUAUUUCUUGGGUCCAAAUGCAAAGAAGCGCCAGGGCAUGACGGGCGGGCCCAACAACGGGGGCUAUGACGACGACCAGGGAUCCUACGUGCAGGUGCCCCAUGAUCACGUGGCUUACAGGUACGAGGUCCUCAAGGUCAUCGGGAAGGGAAGCUUCGGACAGGUGGUCAAGGCCUACGACCACAAAGUCCACCAGCACGUGGCCCUGAAGAUGGUGCGGAAUGAGAAGCGGUUCCACCGGCAGGCGGCGGAGGAGAUCCGAAUCCUGGAGCACCUGCGCAAGCAGGACAAGGACAACACCAUGAACGUCAUCCACAUGCUGGAGAACUUCACCUUCCGGAAUCACAUCUGCAUGACGUUCGAGCUGCUGAGCAUGAACCUGUACGAGCUCAUCAAGAAGAAUAAGUUCCAGGGCUUCAGCCUGCCUUUGGUUCGCAAGUUUGCCCACUCGAUUCUGCAGUGCUUGGAUGCUUUGCACAAGAACAGAAUCAUUCACUGUGACCUUAAGCCCGAGAACAUUCUAUUAAAGCAGCAGGGUAGAAGCGGUAUUAAAGUGAUCGAUUUCGGCUCCAGUUGUUACGAGCAUCAGCGUGUCUACACAUACAUUCAGUCCCGUUUUUACAGGGCUCCGGAAGUGAUCCUUGGCGCCAGAUACGGCAUGCCCAUCGACAUGUGGAGCCUGGGUUGCAUUUUAGCAGAGCUCCUGACUGGUUACCCACUCUUGCCUGGGGAAGAUGAAGGGGACCAGCUGGCUUGUAUGAUUGAACUCUUGGGCAUGCCCUCCCAGAAACUGCUGGAUGCGUCCAAACGAGCCAAAAAUUUUGUGAGCUCCAAGGGUUAUCCCCGUUACUGCACUGUCACGACUCUGUCAGACGGCUCUGUGGUUCUCAACGGAGGCCGUUCCCGGCGGGGGAAACUGAGGGGCCCACCUGAGAGCAGGGAGUGGGGGAAUGCACUGAAGGGGUGUGACGAUCCCCUUUUCCUUGACUUCUUAAAACAGUGUUUAGAGUGGGAUCCUGCGGUUCGCAUGACCCCUGGCCAGGCUUUACGGCACCCCUGGCUGAGGAGGCGGCUGCCAAAGCCUCCGACGGGGGAGAAGACAUCCGUGAAGAGGAUAACCGAGAGCGCUGGUGCUAUCACAUCCAUCUCCAAGUUACCUCCGCCUUCCAGCUCGGCUUCCAAACUGAGGACUAAUUUGGCACAGAUGACGGAUGCCAAUGGGAAUAUUCAGCAGAGGACAGUGUUGCCAAAACUUGUUAGCUGAGCUGAGUCCCCUGAUGCUGGUAAUCUGAAAGAUACGACAUUGCUGAGCCUUACCGGGUUGAAAAGGAGUAGCUCAGACCUGUUUUUAUUUGCUCAAUAACUCAACUCAUUGGUAUCUUUUCAGCACUUAUUUUAAUGUAAGAAAGUUGUUCAUUUUGUUUUUAUAAAAUACAUGGGGACAAUGCUUUAAGUUUUUAUACUUCCUGAAACUGUUUUUGUGUUCUAAAAGUAUGAUGAGCCUUACUGUAUCUAGUGUGGCAGAGUAAUAAACAUCAGUGGCAGGCCAUUGAUUACUUCGUGACUGCUGCGCAUUUACAGAUUGGUGUCAAAGACGUUCACUGUUCCUAUGGUUCAUAGUAUAUUCUCCCUGAGGCGACUGCCCCCGCAGGGCCCCCUCCUCCCUCCAUGCUCCAGGUUCAUGCACAGGUGUAGCAGGCCCUGCCUCCCAUUUCCCAUAAGUCACGUGGGUGGUAGUGAGGGUGGGAGAAGAAGGGUCAGGACGACAAUGAUACUCUAAGAAGAACUGCACCUUAAGAGAUUUUGUUUUUUUUUCCUAAACCAGUGGUCAAACAGACACGACCUUCCCAAGGUUUUAAAUGCCCACUUGGCAUUCUGACUUUCUAAAAGCUGGCCAAGCACACCUGGGUGGAUAAAUGGAAACGUGUGUGUUCCUUCAGAUUCUCUAAUAUGAUCAGCAAGCUGUUUUGUAAAGAAGCCUCAGAUCAUGGACUUGGUUUUGCAGCUAAAUAUAGAAAUGUAUUCCAUGAACUGUUCCUCCUCUGCUUUCCUCCUCUCUGUUCCUCUUUCACCACACAUCUGUUGCUUGCAUUCAGGUUUGGUUUUUUUUCCCCCCUUUCUUCAAAUAUAUAUCCCAGACUGUUAAUACAGAAGAGAGACAUUUCAGCUGUGAUUAUGACCAUUGUUUCAUAUCCCAGUUUAAAAAAAGAACAGAAGCCUAGCUACUUAAGGUGGGGAUUUCCAUAGUUCCAAAGAAGGUUCAGCAAAUUAGAGUGAGUUCACACUUUUCAGGUGCCACUGUAAGGUUCUCUUAGCCUGGGAAAGCAUCAACUCUUUCUUUAAAAAUAAAGAAGGUUGAAAAUCCUCUUGCUGAACAGAAGGCAUUGUGACUGUUCAAUGAGUCCAGUUUUAACAACAAAUUUAAAGGAGGAGAAGCUCAAUCUCAAGUUAAAUGGUUUGACUUAUUCGCAUCAUUAGAAAAAUCACAAAUUGCAUUCCUCUAUCUUACUUCCUUUUGGAUUGCACUGAUUGUUUUUGUGGGAAUGACACUUUACCUGGGAAAGUAACUGAGAGUUAGGUAAAAGAAUAUUUUCCUCUCUGAAUAAUUAUUUUCAAAGUGAAAAAUUCAGUAUUUUAUCACUAAUGUAUGAGCAGUGGUAUUUACCAAUUUCAAGGCACGUGGAAGAAAUUUUUUAGUAUGUGCAAUUUAAUAUAGAAAGAUUUUUGCCUGUUUGGGUAAUAGGUUUUGGGUAGUAUAAAUUAGGAUAAAUACUCUUUUUAUAUGCACAGAUAUUAUUGUAUUGCCUGUAAAUUGAUUUACAAGUACUUAAAGCAUGGUCCCCGGCGAGGCCAAGAAAGUUUCCGGUUAAGUUCUUUAAAUAUUAGUCCUACAGUUUCUCUUACU
Messenger RNA from Odobenus rosmarus divergens (Pacific walrus), 3864 nucleotides. It is a transcript of the gene DYRK2, whose product is annotated as dual-specificity tyrosine-(Y)-phosphorylation regulated kinase 2. Gene Ontology annotation, cellular component: nucleus. The record is from RefSeq and is a predicted model, not a curated record. Gene Ontology annotation, biological process: peptidyl-threonine phosphorylation; peptidyl-serine phosphorylation. Bases 418 to 2223 code for a protein of 601 amino acids. Gene Ontology annotation, molecular function: ATP binding; protein serine/threonine kinase activity; protein serine/threonine/tyrosine kinase activity. The transcript has 3 exons. Lineage: Eukaryota; Metazoa; Chordata; Mammalia; Carnivora; Odobenidae.